GAUCGCGAGAGGACGCCAGAGGCCUUCCUUUUCCUAUCGGGGCGGGGCGGGGCAGGGAAGACGAAAAGGUGGUGGUGAGGCUGGGCCUUUCUGGGGGCGAUGCCGUCCGCAUUCUCAGUCAGCAAGUUCCCCGUCAGCAUCCCCGCCGUGAUCACGCAGACGGACUGGACGGAGCCCUGGCUCGUGGGGUUGGCUGUCUUCCACGUGCUCUGCCUGCUGCUCACCUGCUUCUCAUCCCAGCGGUAUCAGCUGCAGGUGGGGCACUUCCUGUGCCUGGUGACCCUGGUCUACUGUGCUGAGUACAUCAAUGAAGUGGCAGCAAUGAACUGGAGGUUAUUCUCAAAAUACCAGUAUUUCGACUCAAGGGGCAUGUUCAUCUCCAUGGUGUUCUCCACGCCGCUGCUGCUCAAUGCCCUGCUCAUCGUGAUCCUGUGGGUGCGCAAGACCCUGCACGUGAUGACCGACCUGAGGAGCCUGCAGGAGAGGAGGAGGGCCAGGAGGAGGCCCAAGGCGGAGUGACGGCUGCACUCCCGGCUCCAGGCUCCGGGCGGGCUGCCUCCCCACGUGAGCAUCUUCUCAGACCCCGUCCGCUCCUGGGAGGCACUUAGAAGGAUGGAGUUUGCCUAACAUCCACCAGGGCACUUGCCGGGCCUGCACGGGGUCCUGAUUCUCUCCAGUGAAACUGUAAACAGAUAAAGCUGUGCCCAUCACCACACGUCCACAGCACUCCUGUGACUGGUGUGUUACCAGACAUCCCGUCCACGUGGAGACGGUGACUGAGUGAUGGACAGUGCCACCCAUGCGUGGGCACCUCCGUCACCCCGUCACCUCCAUCACCCCCCAUCACCUCUGUCAAGUCCAUAACCCCGUUACCUCUGUCACCCCCUUCACCCCCAUCAUGUCACUCUCACCCCCUCGUCAACCUGUCACCCUCAUUACUCCCCGUCACCUCCACAACCCCCCGUCAUCCCCUCUCACCUCUGUCACCUUCAUACCCCCGUCAGCCCGCUUCACCCCUGCCGCCCCCAUCACAGCCCCUGUCACCUCCGUCACUCGGGUCUGGUCUGCACAGUGGUGGCCUCUCCAAGUGGUGCAGCCCUGGACAGAUCACACCUUCUGUCCAGUUAAGACGUCUGGACUCCUGGGGGCCGGAGGUCGGGAUCCACGGAAGCGGUGGCUGGAGGGGCCCUGUGAGUUGUUUUCAGGAAGGAGAGUCACAAGUAAAGACGGUCAAUAUUUACCUGUUUCAACUAACAGAUCUUUAUGGCAAAUACAAGGAUUGAUUAGAUGCCCGUGUUUCACCUCCUUUUUACCCUGGGAGCCCUGGGACAUGGUGCUGCCGGUUUAUUGGAGCAGAUGCACCAUUCCUCUGUGACGUCUGCUCUGUAAACUGACUUGUGAGCAGGACGCUCGUGGCUCCUGUCACAUCUGGAGCUGCAGCUGGAGGAAGAAAGGUGAGCAGAGCAGCUGUCUCAACACACAUGUUCAGUAAAGAGGAUGCUGUUGGUUCCUGA
Hippopotamus amphibius kiboko is the source of this 1514-nucleotide messenger RNA. It is a transcript of the gene TMEM18, whose product is annotated as transmembrane protein 18. Bases 100 to 519 code for a protein of 139 amino acids. The record is from RefSeq and is a predicted model, not a curated record. Gene Ontology annotation, cellular component: nuclear membrane. NCBI's taxonomy places the organism in Eukaryota, Metazoa, Chordata, Mammalia, Artiodactyla, Hippopotamidae. The transcript has 5 exons.